Messenger RNA from Pseudomassariella vexata, 1913 nucleotides. RefSeq lists its product as uncharacterized. The transcript has a single exon. Gene Ontology annotation, biological process: phospholipid transport; mitochondrion organization. Lineage: Eukaryota; Fungi; Ascomycota; Sordariomycetes; Amphisphaeriales; Pseudomassariaceae. The coding region runs from base 129 to 1646 and encodes 505 amino acids. Gene Ontology annotation, molecular function: lipid binding. The record is from RefSeq and is a predicted model, not a curated record. Gene Ontology annotation, cellular component: ERMES complex.
CUAAUAUUUACCACAAAUGGAACUUGCAGUCACAACAACGACAACUCAUGCACGAUCUUUCAUGAAAACCCUGGAUCACGACAGCGCAUGAGAUGUGACAAAUUCCCAAUGAGAGUAGCACUAUCAAAAUGUCGAUUGAUCUCAAUUGGGAGACGCUGACUGGAGGUACGGACGGAGCUGAGUUGUCGGAAAGCAUCCGCGACUUUAUCCACAUCAAGUUCCAGGCGGUGCCGCUUCCACGCUUCAUCAAAUCCGUCACGGUGCACGAGUUCAAGUUUGGCAGCAUUCCGCCUCAGGUGGUGCUCAAGGACAUAUGUGACCCACUGCCAGAUUUCUACGAGGAAAAUGCCGCGGCGGAUGAGCAGGAUGAUGAAGAGGAAGGCAACGCAGUAGGAGCAGCGGACGCAACAGCUCCUGAGGACGGUGUACCAGAUGCCAUACGAGCCGCCGAGCGACAUCGCAGGGCAGAAAAAGGCAGGCGAAUGGGCGGCCACGGACCUUCUGCCUCCGGCAGCGCACCGACUAUACCCGGUUUCUUCGGGAUAGAUCAUCACCACCCUCACCACCCCAGCCUAUCACCACACAUCCACACCGCCGGCCUACGCAGCGCUCUGGGCACCCCCGACCUGGGUAGUCCUUUUUUGGGUCUAGGCGGUGUGUCGACACCUGGCAUCCCCGGCGGCACGUCAAACAUGCACUUCUUCCCCUCUGCCUUCGCGUCGGGCUGGUCGGGCGCACAGACGCCGCUCGCUGCUGCUGUUGCCGGGGCGCAGCAUUUGAACGGCUGGUUAGACGCACACACACAUGCACAUGUGCAGGCGCGGAGCCCGCAGUCUGCGUCGUCGAGGUCGGAUUCGAGGGGGCGGGUCACCACGCCUUCGCAUGGACGGAAUCACUCGCAGAGCUCUAUCAGUGUCGGGGACCUACCUUCGUCGUUGGGGAAGGCCGCGGGACAGCAGCAGAACCAGUCGUUGAGGGAGAAACAUAGCGUGUCGACUCUAGCGCCCACUUCUGCAGGGACGUCGCGGCCACCGACCAGGGAUACGGCUGCUGGGUCUAUUACCGCUGGUGGUGGACACCCGGGGGUGCUGACUGGAUCGGCGAUUGACGAGGAGUAUGAAGAGGAAGGCAUGGCGGAUGAGGGUGGGGAAGACGACGAGUCAUUGAGGAAGUACCGCGAGCCUAGGGUCGAAGAUAUGCAGGCCGUGUUCCGAAUCAAGUAUUCCGGGGACGUGAAGUUAAUGCUCACGGCGGAGAUUCUGCUGGAUUAUCCCAUGCCGAGCUUUGUGGGGAUCCCAGUCAAGUUGAAUAUUACAGGGUUGUCGUUUGAUGGUGUUGGUGUCGUGGCCAAUAUUAGGAAGAGGGUACAUUUUUGUUUUUUGAGCCCCGAGGAUGCAUUGGCUGCUGUUGGGAACGAUGAUGAGGCCGACAACGCGGUGGAUAAUGGUGGUAGUGAGGAGAAAAGAAGAGGGAGAUUAGGAGGGCUGCUGCAGGAGAUUAAGGUCGAGAGUGAGAUUGGGCAGAGGGAGGGCAGCAAGCAGAGCUUGAAGAACGUGGGCAAGGUGGAGAGGUUUGUGUUGGAGCAGGUCAGGAGGAUAUUCGAGGAGGAGUUUGUAUAUCCGAGUUUCUGGACUUUCUUGGUCUAGAGAGGGGUUUGAAGGGAACCGUAAACUAGGGGAACGCAGGACUUUGCAGACACUUAGGGGUCACCAGAACAAAACGUGGAACGUGAGUCAAUUUUCGUGAUGUUCUAACUGUACUAUAUAAUCCAUAUUGCUAAUCAGAGACAAGGAACGGUAUACCACCGCUCCCCUCUGCCUCAACACUUGAUACGUGGUCUUGGGCGUUCCUGUAGCCUAUCUAGAAUGAUAAGAAAUUUAACAUUUCACUCCUUUAUCAAGCGUAUGGCUGCC